AUGAGCACGGGGGAUUUUCUGGGCAAGGGUAUCGAACUGAUCCAAAAGGCCAUUGACUUGGAUACGGCAACGCAGUAUCAGGAUGCAUAUACCGCUUACUACAAUGGGCUGGACUAUCUGAUGCUUGCACUGAAGUAUGAAAAGAACCCGAAGUCCAAAGACCUGAUACGCGCGAAGUUCACGGAAUAUCUGAGUCGCGCGGAGCAGUUGAAGGAGCAUCUGGAUAGUGAGCAGCAGAAGGCUCAGGAUCAGCCGCGGCGUGCGGCGGCCUCACAGGACGGGGGCGCGGGUGGUGGCGGGCACGAGGAGGACGGCGAGGAGAAGAAACUGCGGGGUGCGCUGUCGGGUGCGAUCCUGACAGAAAAGCCCAAUGUCCGUUGGGAAGACAUUGCGGGGUUGGAGGGUGCGAAGGAGGCGCUGAAGGAGGCAGUGAUUCUGCCGGUGAAGUUUCCACACCUGUUCAAAGGCAACCGAAAGCCAACUUCAGGCAUCUUACUGUAUGGGCCGCCGGGCACUGGUAAGUCGUACUUGGCAAAAGCGGUGGCCACAGAAGCGAACUCUACGUUCUUUAGCAUCAGUUCCAGUGACUUGGUUUCGAAGUGGAUGGGCGAAUCUGAGCGGCUAGUGAAACAAUUGUUCAAUAUGGCUCGGGAGAACAAGCCAUCCAUCAUAUUCAUAGAUGAGGUUGAUGCCCUGACUGGCUCUCGAGGAGAAGGUGAGAGUGAGGCGAGUAGAAGGAUAAAGACUGAACUCUUGGUGCAGAUGAAUGGUGUGGGUAAUGAUUCUACGGGUGUCUUGGUUCUAGGCGCGACAAAUAUCCCAUGGCAAUUGGAUAGUGCCAUCCGGAGACGCUUUGAGAAGCGUAUAUAUAUACCUUUACCCGAUUUUGCCGCUAGGACGAGGAUGUUUGAGCUAAAUGUCGGGGAGACGCCUUGCGCCUUGACGAAGGAGGAUUAUAGGACCCUGGGAAAGUACACAGAAGGUUACUCUGGAAGCGACAUUGCGGUAGUUGUUAAGGAUGCGUUGAUGCAGCCCAUAAGAAAGAUACAAAUGGCCACUCACUUCAAAAAUGUUUCCGAUGAUCCAAGCGUCCGUAAACUAACGCCAUGUUCGCCAGGUGAUGAAGAUGCAAUUGAGAUGAGCUGGGUUGAUAUCGAAGCUGAGGAGUUGCAGGAGCCUGCCUUGACGAUUAAGGAUUUCCUGAAAGCUAUUAAGACAUCCCGGCCUACAGUGAACGAAGUAGACUUGCAGAAGCAAGAAGAAUUCACUAGAGACUUCGGUCAAGAGGGAAAUUAA
This is a messenger RNA of Eremothecium gossypii ATCC 10895, 1296 nucleotides long. RefSeq names its product AAA family ATPase VPS4 (gene VPS4). The transcript has a single exon. The coding region runs from base 1 to 1296 and encodes 431 amino acids. Gene Ontology annotation, molecular function: ATP binding; ATP hydrolysis activity. NCBI's taxonomy places the organism in Eukaryota, Fungi, Ascomycota, Saccharomycetes, Saccharomycetales, Saccharomycetaceae. Gene Ontology annotation, biological process: vacuole organization; endosomal transport. The record is from RefSeq and is marked provisional.